Heterostelium album PN500 is the source of this 942-nucleotide messenger RNA. Its product is annotated as pirin family protein. The transcript has 6 exons. Lineage: Eukaryota; Evosea; Eumycetozoa; Acytosteliales; Acytosteliaceae. Bases 1 to 942 code for a protein of 313 amino acids. The record is from RefSeq and is a predicted model, not a curated record.
AUGUCAUCGAGAGUAGUAUCAUUAAUUACAGAUGGCCUCAAGACUUCAGAUGGUGCAGGUGUAAACCUCACUAGAAUGCUACCAAUUAGAAAUGGUUAUUCCAAACCACAGAGAUUAGAUCCAUUCUUAAUGUUGGAUCAUAUUGCAUCGGAUGAUUCCGAUGAUUAUAUCGAAGGUUUCCCAGAGCAUGGUCAUCGUGGAUUUGAAACUGUAACUUAUAUGUUAGAAGGUAGUUUCGAACAUAAAGAUAAUAAGGGAAAUCGUGGAUUGUUGGUUCCAGGAUCUGUACAAUGGAUGACCGCCGGAAGAGGUAUUAUUCACUCUGAGAUGCCAAUGCAAGAUGAAGGUAAACUAAAGGGCUUCCAAUUUUGGAUAAAUUUGCCUCACAAAGAUAAGAUGAUGGCACCAAGAUACCAAGAUAUUAUGCCAGAGAACAUCCCAGUUGUCAAAGAGGAUGGCAACGCAAUCAAGGUACUCGCAGGUCACUAUAAGGAGACUAAAGGUGCUGUCAAAGAUAUCGUUACCAAACCACUGUUCCUCGAUAUCGAUUUGAAAGCCGGUGUUAAAUUCAGCACUGACAUCGCCGUUGGUCACAGUUCAUUCGUUUUCAUUAUCUCUGGUGAAGGAACGUUCGGACCUGACACCAACGCCAAACUCGUCAAAGAAUCACAACUUGCAGUUCUUGAUGGCAGCAACAAUGAAACUAGAAUCGACAUCACUGCAUCCGAUAAAGGUUUAAGAUUCAUGUUGCUAAGUGCAGCACCCAUUGGUGAACCAAUUUGCCAAUAUGGACCUUUUGUUAUGUGUACAGAAGAGGAAAUUGAUCAAUUAAUUCUCUACUUAUUUAAGUAUUAUAUUCAAGAUUUUUGUUAUUUACAUCAUCAUAUAUUACAUCUUUUAAAAAAAACUACAACUAUAGUUGACUUACUUAUAUUAAAUUAA